AUGCACCGAUCUGGGGUCCUUACUGGUGGAGAAUGGACUCUGGUUCGGAUUCAACUUGCUUUCAUCUUGGAACAGUGCGCUCGGCAAUUCCCAGCUACUGGUCCUGCGUUCGAAACCUCCCAGGUGUACACUAAUUCAUGA
Messenger RNA from Prunus armeniaca (apricot), 141 nucleotides. NCBI's taxonomy places the organism in Eukaryota, Viridiplantae, Streptophyta, Magnoliopsida, Rosales, Rosaceae. The record is from the annotation of a GenBank genome assembly.